AUGAAUUUACCUGAUUGCAAACUACCACCUAGUGGUGCUCAGCAUGAUUUCAGACAUUUGUUAUCUAAAAAAUCUGAAAUUUCAACUGAGCCUAAAUUAUUACAAACUUUAACGAACCAGACAGUAAAAUAUGGAGGUCAGGCUGUUUUAUUCUGUGAGGUGAGAGGAAAACCAGAACCAGAUAUCAAAUGGAGUGUCAACCAGAGAGAUAUUCAGGGUCGAGUUCACAUCAAGACAUUGACCAAUUCCUCAGUUUUAACAAUAGAUGACCUACAACAGGCUGACUCUGGUAAAUAUACCAUUAUAGCCGAGAAUGAUCUGGGCUAUGAUAAGGCUAAAAUAUUCAUCAGUGUUGAAGAUGUGCCGUACUCUCCAAUGGGGUGUCCGUCUGUGAGCGAGAUUACCAGUAAUGCCGUGUCCUUGGCGUGGUACGGCCCAGCUUACGACGGUGGCAGCCCAAUAACAGCCUAUACAGUAGAAUGCUGUAAAGGAAAUUCACGAAAAUGGACUUCAUUAACAAAUAAUUGUAGGAAUACUUUCUAUCAAGCUCAGAGCUUAGAACCAAACACUCAAUAUUGUUUCCGAAUACGAGCAGGUAAUAAACAUGGCAUGAGCGAGGCUAGCGAACCCUCCGAACUUAUUACAACAUACGAAGACUGUUCCUCUACUAUGGAUUAUGAGUCAGAUGAUGAGUUACCAUUUGAACCAAAGUAUGUAGAUAUUGAUAAAUCCCGAAAAUUUGAAGACUAUUUUGACACAAUGGAAGAGAUUGGAAGGGGCAAAUUUGGAAAUGUUUUUAAAUGUAAAGAUAAGAAAACCAAAAAAAUCUGGGCAGCGAAGAUCUUGAAGUGUCGUGAAAAGGAGAAAGACAACAUCAGAAACGAGAUCAACGUUAUGAACAAACUUCACCAUCCCAAAGUCCUCAUGUUAUGGGAUGCGUUUGAAGCUGCCAAGAGCAUGGUGCUAGUCAUGGAAUAUAUUCAAGGUGGUGAACUGUUUGAGCGAGUGAUUAGUGAUGACUUUGAACUAACCGAAGGCGACGUCAUCCAUUUUAUGCGACAAAUAUGUGACGGCUUGGGUUACAUUCACCAGCAAAAUGUCCUUCAUCUCGAUCUGAAACCAGAAAAUAUUUUGUGUAUCUCAAGUAAAACAAAUCAAAUCAAAAUCAUAGAUUUUGGACUGGCUCAGAAUUUUAAACGUGGAGAAAGUGUGAAAGUGUUAUUUGGAACGCCAGAAUUUAUCGCCCCUGAAGUGGUGAAUUAUGAUGAAAUUAGUUUCGCCACGGAUCUAUGGAGCGUGGGAGUCAUCUGUUAUGUUCUUCUAUCAGGGUUAUCACCGUUUUUAGGGGAUAGUGAAAACGAGACCUUAUCAAACGUAACGUUGGGAGAAUACGACUUUGAUGAUGACGCCUUCACCGAAAUAUCAGAUAAUGCUAAAGAUUUUAUACAGAAACUACUCAUCAAGAAAAAACAGAAAAGACAUACCAUCGACCAAUGUAAAAACCAUCAAUGGUUGGCUCAAGAUGAAAAACGUAUCCGUUGUAAACGGCUAAAUACAGAGAAAUUAAAACAUUUCAUGGCAAGACGGAAAUGGCAGAAAACUGGAAUGGCAAUUCGUGCACUGGGACGCAUGGCUUCGCUGAAAAAUUUGUUUUGUAAUAGUAGCAUGGGUAGUGGUUCGAGCAGUAUAAGCAAUCUGGACUUGAAUAGUGGUGAUAGUGUGGAUUGUGGUGUCAAGCCGUGUUUUGUGAAAGAAAUGAUGGAUUGUGAAGUAUUUUGUGGCGAUGUGAUAAGAUUUGAUGUCGUUAUUUCCAACUUCACGGAUGUACAAUGGUAUUACGAAGAUGACUUAAUCACCCAGGAUAAGAGGCAUAUCAUCGAUUUCAACGAAGAUGGACGGUGUUCAUUAAUUAUUCGUCAAGUUACGACAGAGGAUGACGGAGAGUAUACCUGUACCGCAGUCAAUAAACACGGAGAAACUUCCUGUUACGCAGAUUUAAUUGUGUGUGGCACCGGUGCUAUAUGA
This is a messenger RNA of Lottia gigantea (owl limpet), 2025 nucleotides long. RefSeq lists its product as hypothetical. Gene Ontology annotation, molecular function: protein kinase activity; ATP binding; protein binding. The record is from RefSeq and is a predicted model, not a curated record. The transcript has 11 exons. NCBI's taxonomy places the organism in Eukaryota, Metazoa, Mollusca, Gastropoda, Lottiidae. The coding region runs from base 1 to 2025 and encodes 674 amino acids. Gene Ontology annotation, biological process: protein phosphorylation.